Messenger RNA from Exophiala oligosperma, 1952 nucleotides. RefSeq lists its product as uncharacterized. The record is from RefSeq and is a predicted model, not a curated record. Lineage: Eukaryota; Fungi; Ascomycota; Eurotiomycetes; Chaetothyriales; Herpotrichiellaceae. Bases 476 to 1591 code for a protein of 371 amino acids. The transcript has a single exon.
GUCUGUUUCUCUCCCUUUUUUCUUCUUCUUUUGAUCCUUUCAUGUCGCAGCACCCAAUGGCCAUAUAGAAGAGCGGUGAAGCUGCCACCCGAUGACGUUUUGUUCCUGUCUCAUUCGGCUCAAACUUCUGUCAUUAUUUUAAAUAUCUACUCAAUGCUUGUCCACAUUCUUAUUCUUCGGACUUGUUCUUCCCCCUCCUUUCCACGGAUACAAACACACACCGUGCAGGGAUUCUCGCUUUAUUGAUGCACGCUGUUUCUUCUCCUUCAGGGUCAACCUUCUCCCUUGCAGCACAAUGCCUGUCUCAAACGUCACUGUCUGAUCGCCCGCCAGUUGGAAAUUAGAAGUUGCUUAUCAACCAGCCAAUAAGCCAUCCUCUGCGAAACCCUUAUUGCGCCCGAUUUCUACCUGUGCUGCAAGGCUUCCCGGACAAACCCCGUUGACCAGCGUCGUGUCACUACAAAAUUCACUCAAAAUGGAUCAAGCCUUACCCUUAACCCUGCAAGCGAUCCCGUUCGCAACUCAGCACUAUGAUAAAGUCUGGGACCCCAUCCAUCAUCGCUACAAGAAGGCCCGCGGGAAGGUGCCCAGAGAUGACCCCAACGUUUGGGAGAUGCGCACCCCGGAAGAGAAAGGAUUGGCUCUGCGCCGCCGGCGGGACGUAGGUUCGGACGAAGAGAUUGUCGAGGUGGUCAGACACAAGGGUGAUGUUCUCUCGAGACGCCCCGGUCGACCAAGGCGGAGAGCCAGCUCCAUGGACAAUGCCAGAGCUGCAGGUGCAGGUGCCGCAGCCGGUGCUGGAGCUGCAGCGAUGUCGUCUCAUAAGGACCGUCGAAAUGGUCGUCGUGAUUCACGAGAUGAUUACUACGACUCAGAGGGCUCUGUCCCUCCUCGAUCUCGCGUCCGGCCCAAGUCAACCUCAGGACGGUCCCGCAAACGACGUGGCUCAUCGAGUUCUUCGUCCUCCGAAAGCCUACUGUCGUCCACCGAAGAGGAAAAGAAUUGUCGCAAAUUGCAGCGGAAGAAAUGGAUCACCGCAGCGCUCGCUAGCGUGGCAACGAUCCACGCAGCUUCGAAGGUGUACUCAUCAAUUGAAGCACACGACAAACGGAUUGCCCAGGUUCGAGAAGGCCAGUUGUCCCCCGAAGACGCCCACAAACAACAACGCGCCGCUCGGUGGCAGGACGCUGCUGCCAUCGGCAUUGCUGCACUGGGUAUCAAAGGUGCCGUCAGCGAGUGGAACGAGGUCACUGCAGAGCACAGUGAACACCAGAAGAUGCUAUCGGAGAGAGAAGAGCACCACAAAAAGCGGCUGGAGCGGGAACGCCGUCAUCGAGCCAAAGAGAGAGGUGGAUACUACAAAGGUAGAGACGGCCAGUGGUACUACGAUGGGCCUGUUCCCCAGAGCAGUGACAGUCACCGAGGUGGUAGCGGUAGUGGUGCAGCAGGAUAUUACGACGAUUCCAACCUCAUCAGACAGUCUGACCGUCGACGGAAGAUGAUCAGGGAUGAUGUUGCCAAUAGCGAAGAUUACCGAUCACGAUCUCGUGGGGUAAGUCGCGCCCGCAGUCGUCGCAGUGACGAUUACUGAAACCUGGCCAUUUGUGGUCACGACUGCGAAGCCUAGUUGGGUCUCCUCAGCUAACGGGUUUCUUUGUAUCGGACAGACUUCGAGUCCCCCUCGAAAUAGAAAGUUGGAAAAGACUCGAACGACGGUCGGGAAUUUUGGCCUUGAUGCUUUGGGCGAUGUGAUGGACUAGAUCUAGAGUGUUGGCGAGGGAAACAUUUGCAUUUGCAUGAGUUCUUGUUGGUUCACUCUACUGAUCCUGCUUUGAAUUGGCAUAGCAAGCAUCAUGAUGAAGUUGAUGAAAUAGAGUGAAGAAAGCGAUUAUUGGGUUUUACAUUUAUGUAGCCAUGAGAUAUGAUAUGAUGAAUGAAACGAUAUAGAACUG